Pseudoliparis swirei is the source of this 4082-nucleotide messenger RNA. It is a transcript of the gene lrfn5b, whose product is annotated as leucine rich repeat and fibronectin type III domain containing 5b. Gene Ontology annotation, molecular function: protein binding. The transcript is spliced from 6 exons. The record is from RefSeq and is a predicted model, not a curated record. Lineage: Eukaryota; Metazoa; Chordata; Actinopteri; Perciformes; Liparidae. Bases 703 to 3078 code for a protein of 791 amino acids.
CUGAGCCCCCCGCGCGCGCGUCACCAGCAAAAACUCGUGAAAGCGACUCCGAACAUCUGGCUCUGGAUUCCGCACGGCACCAGUCACUCCGCGCGGCGGGGAGACAUUGAACGCCUCUUCAUACAAAAGGCGUUUUCUCCUUCUGGAGGCGCGCACAUAUACACGAGGCGGAUGCGCAGUGGAGGCGCAUCGCUCACAGCCGCACCGGGACCCUACUAGUUGCGUUUUUCCAGUAUUUUUUAUUAUCAUUUAUAUACAUUUGUUCUCCCUUCUUCUUCUGUUUUUUCCCUCUUUUUUUUCUUUUUUCCACCUCGCUCACAAAAGUGGGGGAGCCUGAGUCGAGUUACAUAUCACCGUGUGUGUGUGUGUGUGUGUGUGUGUGUGUGUGUGUGUGUGCGGAUCGGAGAGGAGUCGUCCUUUACAUGCCGGUCAUGGAUUUCUUGAAGGGCAUCGCUGGUUCCGCAGGCCGUCACAUGUGAUAAGGAGCCGAGGCGCGCGCGUGCGUGUGUUUCUGGACACCUGAAUCAUCUCCGAGAGGCAUCUCGUUUGGGGUCCCAUUUUUUUCCGAGGCGAGCCGGGAUGCGCUAGGCUCCUCCCGGGAGGAAAAAUCAUCUCCAGCACACCCUCCUCACCUGCACCCUCCUCCUCUGACUCGGCUUGAUGUUUCAUCUGCAAGGUGCGUUGACCUGACCCGGCCGCCCGAUGGAGUACCUCCUGCUCUACCUGCUCGUCGGCGUCGGCGCGGCGCCGAAGGCCCACAAAGCUCAGGUGUGCCCCAAGCGCUGCGUCUGCCAGGUGCUCAACCCCAACCUGGCCACCCUGUGCGACAAGAAGGGCCUCCUCUUCGUGCCGCCCGACAUCGACCGGCACACGGUGGAGAUGCGCCUCGGGGACAACUUCGUCACGGGCAUCAAGCGCAGGGACUUCGCCAACAUGACCAAGCUGGUGGACCUGACGCUGUCGCGGAACACCAUCGGCUCCAUCGCGCCGCUCGCCUUCAGAGACCUGGAGAACCUGCGCGCCCUCCACCUGGACAGCAACCGGCUGUCGCGCAUCGUCAACGACACCUUCAGCGGCAUGUCCAAGCUGCACCACCUCAUCCUCAACAACAACCAGCUCACGCACAUCCAGACCGGCGCCUUCGACGACCUGACGGCGCUGGAGGAGCUGGACCUGUCCUACAACAACCUGGAGAGCGCGCCGUGGCCCGCCAUCCAGAGGAUGGCCAGCCUCCACACGCUCAACCUGGACCACAACAUGCUCAGGUACAUCCCGGAGGGCACCUUCUCCGGGCUGCAGAAGCUCAAGAGGCUGGACGUGACCUCCAACAAGCUGCAGAAGCUUCCCCCGGACCCCAUUUUCCAGAGGGCCGGGGUCCUGGCCACCUCGGGGGCGAUGGGGCCCAUGUCGUUCGCGCUGAGCUUCGGGGGAAACCCGCUGAGGUGCAACUGCGAGCUGCUGUGGCUGCGGAGGCUGAGGAGGGAGGACGACCUGGAGACCUGCGCGUCGCCGCAGCACCUCGCCGGGCGCUAUUUCUGGACCGUUUCGGAGGAGGAGUUCCUGUGCGAGCCUCCUCUCAUCACCCGGCACUCUCAGGAGCUGCGAGCUCUGGAGGGUCAGAGAGUGACCCUGCGCUGUAAGGCCAGGGGCGACCCCGACCCCAUCAUCCACUGGAUCGCCCCCGACGGCCGCCUCAUGUCCAACUCCUCCAGGGCCGCCGUCCACACGGACGGCACGCUGGACAUCCUCAUCAGCACCGUCAAGGACUCUGGUUCCUUCACCUGCGUGGCCUCCAACCCGGCGGGGGAGGCGCAGCAGAUGGUGGAUCUGGUCAUCGCUAAGCUCCCCCACAUCGCCAACAACACGGUGGCGGAGCAGGAGCCCGACCCCGGGUCGUCGGACAUCGCCACGGUCACCAAGACGGGCGCGGACGGCGGCGGAGGCUCGCCGUCCCUGGGGAACGCCAAGACGAGCCAGGAGAAGAAAGUGGUGAUCUCCGAGGCCACGUCCACCUCGGCCAUGGUGCAGUUCAACUUCCAGAGGAGCAUCCCCGGAAUACGCAUGUUUCAGAUACAAUACAACGGCAGCUACGACGAUUCACUGGUUUACAGAAUGAUACCCCCGACCAGCAAGAGCAUCCUGGUGAACAACCUGGCGGCGGGCACGCAGUACGACCUGUGCGUGCUCGCCAUCUACGACGACCAGGUGACCUCGCUGACCGCCACCAGGGUGAUCGGCUGCAUCCACUUCACCACGGAGCCGCAGUACCUGAGGUGCCACUUCAUGCAGUCGCAGUUCCUCGGCGGCACCAUCGUGGUCAUCAUCGGGGGGAUUAUCGUGGCCUCGGUGCUCGCCUUCAUCAUCUUCCUCAUCGUGCGCUACAGGGUGUGUAACCAUGGAGAUGCAGAUAAGGCUCUAGAGAUGGGGGACAUUUGCUCGCUGAGCAGCGAUGGGCAGCUGCAGGGCUGCGGGAUCCCCAAGUCCUUCUCCAAGCAGGUCCUGCGUCCAGAGAAAAGUGAGAAGGAGUGCCUCAAAAUGUCCCUGCCGCCCCCGGAGCCGACCAAGCAGCGUCCGGCGGCGGCGGCGGCCGGCGCCAAACCCUCCGUCCCCGACUGCACCGUCUCGACCUCGGCCGCCAGCCACAGCUGGCACCCGGCCUCGCCGAACGCCCCGAGGCCCAAACGCUUCAGCGCUCCACCCAAACCCUCCGAGGCUCAGGCGGACGUCGAGCUGGAUAACGCGAACCGGAAUAACUCGUCGGAGGUCAAAACCGUUGCCGGGCGGCCCGCCGAGUGGACUGCGGUCCCCAGGGGUCCGCGGCCCCGACCGGGGCCUCAACAUUACAUGACCGUGCCAGCGGGCGGAGCGAGGGGGGGGAACCGCAGGCACUCGCUCAACGCGGACUCGCACGGCGAGCGCCGCUGCGCCGCGGCCCGCCUCAAACCCGGGGCCGGCCUGCGCUCCAAGAGGAGCCUGUCGAUGAGCGGCGAGCUGCCGCAGCCGGAGGGCCCGACGAACAUGCGGCGGGCCAGAGACAAGCUCUCCAAGUCCGAGUGGCUCCUGGAGAGCACUUUAUGAUUUUGGAGUUUCUGAACCGCGUUGUCGGCGUUUCUUCUUCUUCUUCUUCUCUUCUCGGGUUGGAUUGGAGACCCGUCUGUGGAGAUGUCGCGCCUCGUUUUGAGCUCCUGCGUGCUCUCCAUCGAGGGAACCGACUGUACGCUUCUCUCAUAUAUACACGGGGGGGCACGACAGGGUUACGGGGGAACGUCUCACAUUUUGUUUUCUACCUGACGACCGAUCAAAGGCUCGAGAUCGAAAAAGGCACAAGCGAUGUACGAAACGACGCCACGUACCAAAAAAAAAUAUGUCGAGUUUGCGCGAGACGCCGUACGACUCGACCUUAAGUGUUGGCGUGGUUUUGAAUGCGGUAACCUCGACAACACGCUGUAUUAUAGAACAAAAGAAAACCCUCGUCUCCGGCUCUCUCCGGGUCGGACAGUCGGGGCGAAAUGUCUUAAUUACCUUUUCGGGAAAGAGAGAUUUACAAAUUUGCUUUACAUCCCAGAGGUGUUGGAACAGAAUGUAGGAGGAAGGCAGCGCUCCGUCCCUUUUUCAUGCCGACACCCCCCCCCUCUCCCCCCUCUCUCCCCCCCUCCACAGACACAGCACAAUGCAGUCUUCGCGUGGCACAAGUCGACUCGGUCCCAAGCCGCCCCUCCGGUUUGAAUCGAUAGAUUCUCAUCACAUGAACGACAUAAAGACUCCGAUAGGAUCACCGCGGCGACGGAUUUGAGCGACGAUUGAAUCGACAUCGCCGCUCGUCGUCACGGGUAAUCUGAUAUUAAGCGUGGAUGAGACCCGGAGGAACCCUCUCUCUCUCCCUCUCUCUCUCUCCCUCUCUCCGUUUCCAUAUAUUUCUUUCUUUUCUUCAACUCGCCGUCGUCGGUGACGACCGCGUCGUAAAACGUGAACUUGCCGGUGUGAGAGGAGCGAUCAUCGCGAGGACGUCGGCUCUUGAUUUGUUGCUGUUGUUUCUGUUUGAUGUUUACCAAUAUAAAUAAAACCAGUGAUUCAAAAAAAGG